CACGCCGUCAUUGGCCAGCCCCCCGAUAAUGCCCCCAUGCAGACACAAACCCAAAAGCAUAACAAAAAAGCAAUUCCCGUUUGUCGACAAACAUCCGCACCCACGGCCUGCUAAUCAGCCGUAUUCAGCAUUUCCUAAACGCCCACCCCCAGUCCCUCCUCCACCCUCCCACUAUAUAUAUUCUGGCUGCCCUCCCGCCCAAUUCUUUUUCCCUUUUCUUUCUUCGUUUUUGGUUUGACUUCUAUCCACAAUGAGUGCUACUGAACCAACUAACGAAAAGGUUGACAAGGUUGUCUCCGACGACGAAGAGGAGGACAUCGACCAAUUGGUCCUCGACUUGCAAUCCAACCAAAACGCUCUCGACUCCGACGAAGAGGAAGAAGAUGACGGCGCUUCAUUCAAGGCUGUGCCUGAAGAAUUGUUGAAGACUGAUCCUACCACCGGUUUGAGUGAAGACGAAGUCAACAAGAGAAGAAAGAAGUACGGUUUGAACCAGAUGGCCGAAGAACAAGAAAACAUGGUGUUGAAGUUCAUCAUGUUCUUUGUUGGUCCUAUCCAGUUCGUCAUGGAAGCCGCUGCCAUCUUGGCCGCUGGUUUGGAAGAUUGGGUUGAUUUCGGUGUCAUUUGUGCGCUUUUGUUGUUGAACGCCUUCGUUGGUUUCAUCCAAGAAUACCAAGCUGGUUCCAUUGUCGAAGAGUUGAAGAAGACUCUUGCUAACACUGCCCUUGUUGUCAGAAACGGUCAAUUGAUCGAAAUCCCUGCCAACGAGUUGGUUCCUGGUGACAUUUUGCAAUUGGAAGACGGUACCGUCAUCCCUACCGAUGGUAGAAUCGUUUCUGAAGACUGCUUGUUGCAAGUCGAUCAAUCCGCCAUCACUGGUGAAUCCUUGGCUGUCGACAAGAGACACGGUGACGCCACCUACUCCUCUUCCACCGUCAAGACCGGUGAAGCUUUCAUGGUUGUUACUGCUACUGGUGACUCUACCUUCGUCGGUAGAGCCGCUGCCUUGGUCAACAAGGCCUCUGCUGGUUCUGGUCACUUCACUGAAGUCUUGAACGGUAUUGGUACUACUUUGUUGGUUUUCGUCAUCAUCACCUUGUUGGUUGUCUGGGUCGCCUGUUUCUACAGAUCGGUCAGAAUCGUUGCUAUUUUGAGACACACCUUGGCCAUCACCAUCAUUGGUGUCCCAGUUGGUUUGCCAGCUGUCGUGACCACCACCAUGGCCGUCGGUGCUGCUUACUUGGCUAAGAAGCAAGCUAUUGUCCAAAAGUUGUCUGCUAUCGAAUCCCUUGCUGGUGUCGAAAUCUUGUGUUCCGACAAGACCGGUACUUUGACCAAGAACAAGUUGUCCUUGCACGAGCCAUACACCGUUGAAGGUGUCGAGGCUGACGACUUGAUGUUGACUGCUUGUUUGGCUGCUUCCAGAAAGAAGAAGGGUUUGGAUGCUAUUGACAAGGCUUUCUUGAAGUCUUUGAUCUCCUACCCAAGAGCCAAGGCUGCUUUGACCAAGUACAAGGUAAUUGAAUUCCAACCAUUCGACCCUGUUUCCAAGAAGGUCACUGCUAUUGUUGAAUCCCCAGAAGGUGAAAGAAUUGUCUGUAUUAAAGGUGCUCCAUUAUUCGUCUUGAAGACUGUUGAGGACGACCACCCUAUCCCUGAAGACAUCCACGAAAACUACCAAAACACUGUCGCUGAAUUCGCCAACAGAGGUUUCAGAUCUCUUGGUGUUGCCAGAAAGAGAGGUGAAGGCCACUGGGAAAUCUUGGGUAUUAUGCCAUGUAUGGACCCUCCAAGAGAUGACACUGCUGCCACUGUUAACGAAGCUAGAAGAUUAGGUUUGAGAGUCAAGAUGUUGACCGGUGAUGCCGUCGGUAUUGCUAAGGAAACCUGUCGUCAAUUGGGUUUGGGUACUAACAUUUACGAUGCUGAAAAGUUGGGUUUGUCCGGCGGUGGUGACAUGGCUGGUUCUGAAAUUGCUGACUUCGUUGAAAACGCUGAUGGUUUCGCUGAUGUUUUCCCUCAACACAAGUACAACGCUGUUGAAAUCUUGCAAUCCAGAGGUUACUUGGUUGCAAUGACUGGUGACGGUGUUAACGAUGCUCCAUCUUUGAAGAAGGCCGAUACCGGUAUUGCCGUCGAAGGUGCCACCGAUGCUGCCCGUUCUGCUGCCGAUAUUGUUUUCCUUGCCCCAGGUUUGUCUGCUAUCAUUGAUGCCUUGAAGACUUCCAGACAAAUUUUCCACAGAAUGUACUCUUACGUUGUCUACCGUAUUGCUCUUUCCCUUCACUUGGAACUUUUCUUGGGUUUGUGGAUUGCUAUCUUGAACAGAUCUUUGGACAUUGACUUGGUUGUUUUCAUUGCCAUUUUCGCUGAUGUUGCUACCUUGGCUAUUGCUUACGACAACGCCCCAUACGACCCUAAGCCAGUUAAGUGGAACACUCCAAGAUUGUGGGGUAUGUCCAUCAUCUUGGGUAUCAUUUUGGCUGUCGGUACCUGGAUCACCUUGACCACUAUGUUCAUGAGAAAGGGUGGUAUCGUCCAAAACUUCGGUUCCAUUGACGGUAUCUUGUUCUUGCAAAUCUCCUUGACUGAAAACUGGUUGAUUUUCGUCACCAGAGCCCAAGGUCCAUUCUGGAGCUCCAUCCCAUCCUGGCAAUUAGCUGGUGCCGUCUUCAUUGUCGACAUCAUCGCCACCUGUUUCACCUUGUUCGGCUGGUUCUCCCAAAACUGGACCGACAUUGUUACUGUUGUCAGAACCUGGGUCUUCUCUUUCGGUGUCUUCUGUGUCAUGGGUGGUGCUUACUACUUGAUGGCCAACUCCGAAGGUUUCGACAACUUGUGUAACGGUAAGUCCAGAAAGCCACAACACGACUCCAGAUCAUUGGAAGAUUUCCUUGUCUCCAUGCAAAGAGUUUCCACCCAACACGAAAAGUCCACCUAAAUUAAUUAAUGAUUAAUUGAUGGCAUCGUGUUCUAUGGUGCGUGCUCCUAUGAUUUAAUGAAUCAUUAACAGCAGCCCAUUUAAUAUUUUAAUUGUGGUGUUUGCGUUGAUUUUUUUAUUCCAGUGGUGUUGUUUUCCCCAGACUUCAUCACGAAAAGGCUGGCAAUCGGAUGCACGUGGUAGAAAUGGUUGUGUGAUUCAGGAUGUUACGAUUCCCCCAUCUUUUGCUGGAUCAGCUCGACUAUUAUUCAUGUCUCCAUUGUGUGGUUGACUUUGAUUCCCCUAAAUUUUUAUUUUCUCCCGUCAUUUUUUUUUAGUGCUUCGUAUUAUAGUAAUAAUAGAUAAUAAU
Messenger RNA from Suhomyces tanzawaensis NRRL Y-17324, 3290 nucleotides. It is a transcript of the gene PMA1, whose product is annotated as H(+)-exporting P2-type ATPase. Gene Ontology annotation, biological process: regulation of intracellular pH; proton export across plasma membrane. Gene Ontology annotation, molecular function: ATP hydrolysis activity; ATP binding; P-type proton-exporting transporter activity. The record is from RefSeq and is a predicted model, not a curated record. Lineage: Eukaryota; Fungi; Ascomycota; Pichiomycetes; Serinales; Debaryomycetaceae. Bases 251 to 2941 code for a protein of 896 amino acids. Gene Ontology annotation, cellular component: plasma membrane. The transcript has a single exon.